AAGACAGACAAAGGCUGGAGACUCAUUCAUCCAGGAAUUUUAGGCAGUGUUGCUCUGUUUCAUAGUGGUGGAUUUGCAGUGAGAUGGAGGAUCAAUUGAUGAAGUUAGAGGAUUUCUUCGACGGGAAAGGGGUGUUCAUCACCGGAGGCACGGGAUUCCUGGGCACGGGCUUGCUAGAAGCACUGCUGGGCGUGAGUCCAAAUAUCGGGAAAAUCUAUGUGCUGGUGCGUGAAAAACGCGGAAUGACUCCGGCUGAGCGCUUCAAGAAGAUCUUUUCCAAGGAGAAUUUUCGACACCAUUCCGAGGAGACGCUCAAGAAAGUCAUUCCCAUCGCUGGUGAUCUCAUCAGUGAGGAUUUCGGCUUGGCACCGGAAAUCCUUCAGGAGAUCAUAGAGAAUGUGAAUAUAAUAUAUCACAGUGCUGGAUUGAUCAAGUUCAAUCGUCCGCUGAAGAUGGCCAUCGAGUUGAACGUGCUGAGCACUCUGCGGAAUAUCCAUCUGGCCAAGAAGCUCAAGAAGCUGUCCGCCUUCGUCUAUGUGUCCACAGCACUGGCCAAUAUCAACGUGAGGGGCCAGAUCGAGGAGAAAGUCUACUGGCCAGGCCGUGAUCCUCACGAGUUGAUCAAGCUGGCCACCGCCAAUUUGCUUCCGAUCAGUGAAAGUGAUCCCGAAUUUAUGGAGAUUGUGGGCAGACACGAGAAUUCCUACACCUUCUCGAAGCAAGUGGCUGAGAAUCUGAUACAGAAUGAAAUGGCAUCUCUUCCAGUUGGAAUUAUUCGUCCAUCGGCAGUUUACGGAUCCUACACACAUCCGCUGGAGGGCUGGUGUGGCUCAGCAUCCAGUGGGCAUCUGGGCUACGUGGUGGCACACAUGAAGGGUGCCACAAGAUGUCUGUACGGUGACAGAUCCACCGUUUUGUUUGCCAUUCCGUGCGACUUCUUCGUCAAUGGCACUCUCGUGCUCACGUGCUACGUUGGAACACGGCCUAUUGAGCAACCCGAAGUCAUCCACAUGACAUCCAAUCACAAGGUCAACAAACUCACGCUCGGUGAUCUCAAUGACAUCAUGAACUGCGAAGUGACGAAGAAUCCCUGCAACUCCUACCUUUGGCGUCCGCACAGCAAGGUGCGCAAGGGCUGGCGCUACGAGCUCUUCAACUUCGCCUACAUCCUCCUCGCGCUGCUCAUCUACGUGCCCGAGAAGAUCUUUCGCUUUGGCCCGCGCUGGAUGAGCGGUUUCAAAAUUGUCCUCAUUUCCUACAAAGGGGCCAAAUAUUUUGCAAAUAUCGCCAAUAAAAUAGAGCGUAUUUCCAUCGACAAUGGCCAGCGCAUUAUGAGACUCGCCAACCCGGAAGAUAAGCAGCGCUACGCAGCCGACGUGACCCAAGUCAACUGGCCACAACUGUUCGCCAGAAGUAUCAAAUGGGCGAAAACGUACUACUACAGGGAGACUAAGAAGAGUUCCCUGAGGCACCAUGUGAUUUACUACACAUGCAUCAGCAUUGAGAUUUUCUUAUUUGCGCUUGUAGGUUAUAUUCUGUACAUUAUUUUCUCCGCAAUCACGAGUUGCCCAGAAAUCUCAAGUGUUCUAAGUGCCAUUUGCGUGCUUUUCAUCCACUGGCUUUAGCGUCAAAGUGGUAAAUAUAGUGUAAUUACGCAUUUUGAAGCAAACUAUUCAACAUUUUACGAUAGAAAUAAAAAGCUU
Molecule: messenger RNA, 1703 nt
Organism: Phlebotomus argentipes
Lineage: Eukaryota; Metazoa; Arthropoda; Insecta; Diptera; Psychodidae
Product: putative fatty acyl-CoA reductase CG8303
Exons: 5
Coding region: 84-1625 (513 amino acids)
Biological process (GO): long-chain fatty-acyl-CoA metabolic process
Cellular component (GO): peroxisome
Molecular function (GO): alcohol-forming very long-chain fatty acyl-CoA reductase (NADP+) activity
Source: RefSeq, a predicted model, not a curated record